UGGCCUGUACCCUACCCCCAGCCUGCGAAGUGCGCUGGGGGAAGGCGGUGGUCGCUCGCUUCCCUCCUGCCCCCGGCCUGGCUUCGCGGCGGAGGCGGCGCCUCUCCCGUAGCCCAGACCCAGCUGGGCGGGCGCGCGGCGCAGGGCGGGCGAGGGCAGGCGGGGGUCGCCGCGCUCGGGCCCCAGGCGGCGACUGACGGCGGCAGCGGCGGCUCCAGGCGAGCGCGGUCCCCGCGUGCGCACAAGCUCACUCCGCCGCGCAGGGACCCACGGAUACCGGCAGCCGGCGGACACACGGACGCGGAGACCUGGGCUCGGCGCGCGCUGCUGAGCGCACACGCUCCCCGUCCUCGGGCGGCUCGGGGCGCGGACUCGCCGCUGCGCGCCCUCCGCGCGGAGUCUGCCCCGGGCCGACCCGCAGCCCGCGGCCCCGUGGCGAGGCCCCGCUGUGAGCAGCCUGUAGAUACCUGGGGCUGAACAGCAGCUGCUGUGAGUGAGAGGCGGGCAGCACUGGCCUGAGCCUCCUUCUGGGCUGAGAAGCAUCAUGGCCAGCGUCAUACAGGCCUCCCUGGCUGCCCUCCUGCUGCUGCCUAUGGCUACCGCCAUGCACUCUGACUGCAUCUUCAAGAAGGGACAAGCCAUGUGCCUGGAGAAGGUCCAGAGGGCCAACGAGCUGAUGGGCUUGAAUGACUCCUCCCCAGGCUGCCCUGGGAUGUGGGACAACAUCACAUGCUGGAAGCCUGCCCACGUGGGUGAGAUGGUCCUCGUCAGUUGCCCUGAGCUCUUCCGAAUCUUCAACCCAGACCAAGUCUGGGAGACGGAAACCAUCGGAGAGUUUGGAUUUGCUGACAGUAACUCCUUGGAUCUCUCAGACAUGAGGGUGGUGAGCCGGAACUGCACAGAGGAUGGAUGGUCGGAGCCGUUCCCUCAUUAUUUCGACGCUUGUGGGUUUGAUGAGUACGAGUCUGAGACCGGGGACCAGGAUUAUUACUACCUGUCGGUGAAGGCCCUGUACACAGUUGGCUACAGCACGUCCCUCGUCACCCUCACCACUGCUAUGGUCAUCCUGUGUCGUUUCCGGAAGCUGCACUGCACCCGUAACUUCAUCCACGUGAACCUCUUUGCGUCGUUCGUGCUGAGGGCCAUCUCCGUCUUCAUCAAAGACUGGGUCCUGUACGCUGAGCGGGACGGCAACCACUGCUUCAUCUCCACCGUGGAAUGCAAGGCUGUGCUGGUUUUCUUCCACUACUGUGUCGUAUCCAACUACUUCUGGCUGUUCGUUGAGGGCCUGUACCUGUUCACUCUGCUGGUGGACACCUUCUUCCCCGAGAGGAGAUAUUUCUACUGGUACAUCAUCAUUGGCUGGGGGACCCCCACUGUGUGUGUGUCCGUGUGGGCUGUGCUGAGGCUCUACUUCGAUGACACAGGCUGCUGGGAUAUGAAUGACAACACGGCUCUGUGGUGGGUCAUCAAAGCCCCUGUGGUUGGCUCCAUAAUGGUUAACUUUGUGCUCUUCGUCGGCAUCAUCGUCAUCCUCGUGCAGAAACUUCAGUCUCCAGACAUGGGAGGCAAUGAGUCCAGCAUCUACUUCAGCUGCGUGCAGAAAUGCUACUGCAGGCCACAGCGGGCUCAGCAGCACCCUUGCAAGAUGUCAGAACUGUCCACCAUUACUCUACGGCUCGCCCGGUCCACCCUGCUGCUCAUCCCACUAUUUGGAAUCCACUACACGGUCUUUGCUUUCUCCCCAGAGGACGUCAGCAAGAGGGAGAGACUUGUGUUUGAGCUGGGGCUGGGCUCCUUCCAGGGCUUUGUGGUGGCUGUUCUCUACUGUUUUCUGAAUGGGGAGGUGCAGGCGGAGAUCAAGCGGAAGUGGCGGAGCUGGAAGGUGAACCGCUAUUUCACCAUGGACUUCAAGCACCGGCACCCGUCCCUGGCCAGCAGCGGGGUGAACGGGGGCACGCAGCUCUCCAUCCUGAGCAAAAGCAGCUCCCAGAUCCGCAUGUCUGGCCUCCCAGCCGACAACCUGGCCACCUGAGCCCACCCCGCCCCCUCCUCUCCUCGGAACAGCGGCUGGGGCUCGGGUGGGUGGGCGCCGGCCCACGCGUGCUGGGCCUCUUCUCUCCCCUCGGGCCGGCCCUGGGCUGGGAGCCCAGCUCCCCGACGUGGGAGAAGGGUGCGGGGCACAGACGGGUAUUUCCCCUCCCCGUUUUGGCGCCGGCCCCGCCCGCCAUGGGCCCCUGGGCGUUGACCCCAGACAUGUAAAUACUCCUUAAUUUUGGGAAAGUCGUCCCAUCCCUCCCCCUCUACCUUGUGUCCCUGCUCACCUCAGGCAGGUCCCCAGCUCCACCCGACCCCGUCCCCGUCCCCACCAGCCUCAGUGAUCGCCUGACCCUGUGUGGGAGGCCUUGUGAGCUGAGGCUGGUCACCUUGCUUUGGCGGAUUCGGGGUGGGCCCUGCCUGACAGCCCCCCUGCAGUGUCUGACUCUUGGUAUGGACUCUUUGAGUCUACUCGCCACCCCGCGGCCCUUUUCAGGCCUGGCCCAGUCCCUGAGGCUGCCAGAGGUCCAGCUUGGAGUGCUUUCCGGUGCAGGCGAGACCCAUGCUCACCCAACAUCUUGGUAUCCAGGUGCCUAGUUGCUGGGUAUCAGACAGUGGGAAAGCUCCAGGGCUCUUCCAGUCAGAGACUUCAGUUUGGAUGUGGGGCUAAGGCCAGAGAAAGUUCUGGUGCUUUUCAUUUGGCCCAAGAAAAAUUGCCAGGAGCCAGAAAAGUGGAUGUGAUUGGAAUGGAGAUGGAAAGAGUUUGG
Lipotes vexillifer (Yangtze River dolphin) is the source of this 2804-nucleotide messenger RNA. RefSeq names its product ADCYAP receptor type I (gene ADCYAP1R1). Gene Ontology annotation, cellular component: plasma membrane. The transcript has 17 exons. Gene Ontology annotation, biological process: cell surface receptor signaling pathway; adenylate cyclase-modulating G protein-coupled receptor signaling pathway. Gene Ontology annotation, molecular function: G protein-coupled peptide receptor activity; peptide hormone binding; vasoactive intestinal polypeptide receptor activity. The record is from RefSeq and is a predicted model, not a curated record. NCBI's taxonomy places the organism in Eukaryota, Metazoa, Chordata, Mammalia, Artiodactyla, Lipotidae. Bases 545 to 2035 code for a protein of 496 amino acids.